Messenger RNA from Misgurnus anguillicaudatus (oriental weatherfish), 3176 nucleotides. It is a transcript of the gene cul1b, whose product is annotated as cullin 1b. Gene Ontology annotation, biological process: ubiquitin-dependent protein catabolic process. The record is from RefSeq and is a predicted model, not a curated record. Lineage: Eukaryota; Metazoa; Chordata; Actinopteri; Cypriniformes; Cobitidae. Gene Ontology annotation, molecular function: ubiquitin protein ligase binding. Gene Ontology annotation, cellular component: cullin-RING ubiquitin ligase complex.
UGUGUUUAUGUGUGAACACUAGGGGUCGCUGUAUCUCUCUGUGCUGUGGCGUAUGACGCUUCUUUGAUUCUAAUACGGAAUUCCCACUAAUCUCACUCAGUCAGAUACCGACAGCACAGGCCCACAACUCACACAGCUCGACACCACAAACACACAGAUACCCUGCUGAAGCGGUUAGGCGGCGCAGUAACCGUAGAUCAACCUGCAGCAUCUGUGAAGUGGAGCGGUACUGAUCCCCAAAACUGAUCCUCUCUGAAUGCCGUCCAGCAUGGUGGACUACAUGUGAAGCAGCAGCAUUCUGAAGAGAAACCAAAAGGAUUUACCUGACAGAAUCAGACCAGCACAGAGACAAUGUCAUCCAUCAGAACCCAGAACACCCAUGGGCUCAAACAGAUUGGGCUGGACCAGAUCUGGGAUGACCUGAGAUCAGGAAUACAGCAGGUCUAUACACGCCAGAGCAUGGCCAAGGCACGCUACAUGGAACUCUACACACAUGUGUAUAACUACUGUACCAGCGUGCAUCAAUCCAACCCGAUCAGGGGUGGCAUCCCCUCUUCGAAACCCUCCAAAAAAACUACAGCACCUGGGGGCGCUCAAUUUGUUGGGCUUGAACUCUACAAAAGACUGAAAGAGUUUCUGAGAAACUACCUAACAAAUCUUCUCAAGGAUGGAGAGGACCUGAUGGAUGAGAGCGUCCUGAAGUUUUACACGCAGCAGUGGGAGGACUAUCGCUUCUCCAGUAAAGUGUUAAACGGGAUUUGCGCUUACCUCAACAGACACUGGGUGCGCCGAGAGUGCGAUGAGGGACGCAAAGGAAUUUAUGAAAUCUACUCGCUUGCAUUGGUCACUUGGAGAGAGUGUUUAUUUAGACCACUAAACAAGCAGGUAACAAAUGCUGUGUUAAAACUCAUCGAGAAGGAAAGACAUGGAGAGACUAUCAACACCAGACUCGUCAGUGGAGUAGUGCAGUCCUAUGUCGAGUUGGGUUUGAAUGAGGAUGAUGCGUUUGUGAAGGGCCCGACAUUAUCAGUGUACAAGGAGUACUUUGAGACACAGUUUUUGGCUGACACUGAGCGCUUUUAUACAAGAGAAAGCACAGAGUUCCUCCAACAAAACCCUGUUACUGAAUACAUGAAAAAGGCAGAGGCACGGUUACUGGAGGAGCAGCGGCGGGUGCAGGUUUAUCUCCAUGAGAGCACACAAGACGAGCUGGCUCGCAAAUGUGAGCAGGUCCUCAUUGAGAAACACCUGGAGAUCUUCCACACAGAGUUCCAGAACCUGCUAGAUGCCGAUAAAAAUGAAGAUCUUGGACGGAUGUACAACCUUGUUUCCCGGAUCACAGACGGGUUGGGAGAGCUGAAGAAACUCUUGGAGUCGCACAUUCAUAAUCAAGGAUUGGCUGCUAUUGAGAAAUGUGGAGAUUCAGCUCUUAAUGAUCCCAAAAUGUAUGUGCAAACAAUCCUGGAUGUGCACAAGAAAUACAAUGCUCUCGUCAUGUCUGCGUUCAAUAACGACGCCGGGUUCGUGGCAGCGCUCGAUAAGGCCUGUGGAAGAUUCAUUAACAAUAAUGCGGUAACAAGGAUGGCGCAGUCCUCCAGCAAAUCCCCUGAGCUUCUGGCCAGAUACUGUGACUCUUUAUUGAAGAAAAGUUCGAAGAAUCCAGAGGAAGCUGAGCUGGAAGACACUCUCAACCAAGUGAUGGUGGUUUUCAAGUAUAUUGAGGACAAAGACGUGUUUCAGAAGUUUUAUGCCAAGAUGCUGGCCAAAAGACUGGUGCACCAGAACAGUGCCAGCGAUGAUGCAGAGGCCAGCAUGAUCUCUAAACUGAAGCAAGCAUGUGGAUUUGAGUACACAUCCAAACUACAGCGCAUGUUUCAGGACAUUGGUGUCAGCAAAGACUUGAACGAGCAAUUCAAAAAGCACCUCUCCAACUCCGAGCCACUGGACUUGGAUUUCUGCAUCCAGGUUCUGAGCUCUGGCUCAUGGCCGUUCCAGCAGUCCUGCACGUUUGCUUUACCAUCCGAGUUGGAACGGAGCUACCAAAGAUUCACGGCUUUCUAUGGAAGCAGACACAGUGGGCGCAAGUUAACGUGGCUUUAUCACCUCUCCAAAGGAGAGCUGGUUACCAACUGCUUCAAAAACAGAUACACUCUGCAGGCCUCAACCUUCCAGAUGGCCAUUCUGCUACAGUUCAACACAGAGAACAGCUACUCCGUCCAGCAACUGGCAGACAGCACACAGAUUAAAAUAGAUAUUUUGGUUCAGGUUUUGCAAAUCCUACUCAAAUCAAAGUUGUUGGUCUUGGAGGACGAAAACGCAAACGUAGAUGAAAUGGACUUCAAGCCUGAUACAUUAAUCAGACUUUUCUUGGGCUAUAAGAAUAAGAAGUUGCGAGUAAAUAUCAAUGUGCCAAUGAAGACCGAGCAAAAACAAGAGCAAGAGACGACGCAUAAGAAUAUCGAAGAAGACCGGAAGCUCCUUAUUCAGGCAGCUAUUGUGAGAAUCAUGAAGAUGAGGAAGAUGUUGAAGCACCAGCAGCUUUUGGCAGAAGUGCUGAACCAACUUUCUUCACGUUUCAAACCUCGUGUCCCUGUCAUCAAGAAAUGCAUCGACAUUUUGAUAGAGAAGGAAUAUCUGGAACGUGUUGAUGGGGAAAAGGACACCUACAGCUACUUGGCUUAAAAAUCUUCUGUAAAGUUUGGUCUGUUAAAAUCAUUCCUGAUAUGAGGAAUAUCUACAGAGGACACAGACUUAAGAUCUGAAGUCAUUGCUGGCACAUUGGACAGUGCUACACUGGACUAUACCCUUUAAAACCAGACUGCUAAAGCGGCCAGUCUUUGUCUUUAAGCUGCUCAGGAUUGCCAUUUACUUUUUAAUGUGUAAAUAAACGGACAUUAAACUAUACUCAUAGUGGGACCCAGAUACAGGGUUGCAUGCUGUUGCCUAUCGUGAAAAAUAAAACCGCCGAUUAAUUUAAUUGUAAUAAAUUGAAAGGACUUGGAAACACGACUGCUUUUCAAAAAGGCUGUCGGAUGCAGAUGCAAAUACAUAAAAUGACACUUUUCAGCAGCACUCUUGAGUAUAAUCAUGUCUGACUGGUUGUUACUUGCCACGAGAACGCCAUUUGUAUAGUGCGGUUCAUUUUAUAAAUAUCAUGAAUAAACAAUUUUCUUUAA